CGAGCAGCUGAUACCUUCCUGCGAGGAGCUUCGUCUAACCAUGGCAGGCUCAUACUGAGACGUCGGAACGGCGUAAUGCGACGGGGGGAGAGACGGCUGUCGGCGGCGUGUUUGCAACCAGAACCGGAGAGAAUAGCGAGAGUAACGCUGUAAAUUACUGGGAAGGAGGAAACCCGGCCGGCUUUACGUGCGUGCGAAUGAAUGGAAUUCAGGGAGGUUUCUUGUUGAACGCAGGAAGGGGCGCACCUGGGCAAGGCGACUUUACCUCUGCGGAUCGUUUCUGAACGUGGAUAUGAAUUAGUGACCUGGGAAGUGAGGAGGAGAGACCGGCGGGACCUCAGAAGGUGAUCAAAAGGGACAACCCUUUUAGCGAAUCAUGUGAGAGCCUGAGAUGUGAAAGCAACCUGAGGAACCACAUACAAGGCAGUGGGAAUACACUAGGAACCAUCUCUGUUCCUGUUUCUAAUCCAGACACAUUUUCUGCUGCCCGUUUUGGCCCCCGGAGGUAUGGAGGGCCACCGGGCUUGUCAUCGGACACUUCGGGGAAUGUGGUCCCUAGUGUGGUGGGUCUUGCUCUUGGUGUCCUUCACCCCUGGAGCCAAUGGGAGCCAGUCCUUCAACAGCUUCCACCCCGAGAGGCAGGAGUGGUCCUUCAACCACCUGACGGUGCACCAGAGCACAGGGGAUGUGUAUGUCGGCGCCGUGAAUCGGGUGUAUAAGCUAUCGCCAAACCUGACGCUCCUGGUGUCACACAACACGGGCCCUGAGGACGACAAUAAGAACUGCUACCCACCUUUGAUUGUGCAGCCGUGCUCCGAGCCGCUGGCACCCACUAAUAACGUCAACAAGCUUCUCCUGGUUGACUAUUCCCAGAACCGGCUCCUCGCCUGUGGAAGCCUCUACCAGGGCGUGUGCAAGUUGCUCCGUCUGGAUGACCUCUUCAUCCUGGCAGAACCUUCUCACAAGAAGGAACAUUACCUCUCCAGUGUCAACCGGACGGGAGCCACGUUUGGCGUGAUCGUGCCCUCCCAGAGUGGGGCCGGAACGCUCUUUAUUGGCACUGCAGUGGGUGGCAAACAGGACUACUUCCCGACAGUCUCCAGCCGCAAGCUACCUCGCGACCCCGAGUCCUCAGCCAUGCUGGACUACGAGCUCCACACCGAUUUUGUGUCAUCACUCAUCAAGAUCCCCUCCGACACGCUGGCGCUCGUGCCGCACUUUGACAUCUACUACAUCUACGGAUUCUCCAGCGGCCCCUUUGUUUACUUCCUCACCGUUCAGCCUGAGAUCCCAGAGGGUGGCGCUGCUGCGGCCGCUGGCUCUGCCGGUGACCUUUUCUACACCUCCCGCGUCGUGCGCCUCUGCAAGGGCGACCACAAAUUCCACUCGUACGUCUCCCUCCCGCUGGGCUGCUUGAGCCACGGCAUUGAGUACCGUCUCCUGCAGGCUGCCUUCCUGGCCAAGGCGGGACGCAGACUUGGUGCCACUCUUGGAGUGAGUCCCGAGGACGACGUUCUGUUUGCCGUGUUCUCCAAGGGCCAGAAGCAGUAUCACCGGCCGCCUGAUGACUCGGCCCUUUGCGUCUUCGCCAUCCGGGACAUCAACGCCCACAUCCAGGAACGCCUCCAAUCCUGCUAUCAGGGCGAGGGCAACCUGGAGUUGCACUGGCUGCUGGGCAAGGACGUGCAGUGUACCAAGGCGCCCGUGCCUAUUGACGACUCUUUCUGCGGACUGGACAUUAACCAGCCCCUGGGAGGCUCAGAGCUGGUGUCCGGCCUGGUGGUGUACACCGAGAGCCGCGAACGCCUCACCUCCGUAGCAGCCUAUGACUACGAUGGCUACUGUGUGGCUUUUCUGGGCACCAGAAAGGGCCGGCUGAAGAAGAUCAGAGUAGAUGGGCCACCCCACGGAGGAGUCCAGUACGAGACCAUGACCAUCAUCAAGGGGGCUGAGCCAGUCCUGAGCGACAUGGCCUUCUCUCUCGACCACAAGUUCCUCUACGUCAUGUCCGGGACACAGGUGUCACAGGUGCCCAUCGAGUGGUGUGCGCAGUACGGGACGUGUGGUGAGUGCCUCAGCUCAGGGGACCCCCACUGCGGCUGGUGCGUCCUGCACAACAUGUGUUCAAGGAAGGAGGCGUGUCCACGAGCGGAGGAGCCCCGGCGCUUCGCCUCCACCCUCGGCCAGUGCGUGACGGCGAGCGUGCGUCCUGACAGCAUCGCCGUGUCCGAGCCCAGCAUCCCACUCCUGGUGAAAGUUAGUGGAGUCCCGGACCUCUCCGCAGGGGUUACUUGCUCUUUCGGGAACCUGACAGAGGCCCGAGGUCAGGUGAGCGGGGAUCUGAUCACCUGCAUGUCCCCAGGAGCUCAGGAUAUUCCGGUCAUUCCCAAAGACCAAGACUGGUUCAGCGUGGAACUGCGGCUGACCUCCAUGGAAACGGGACAGAUGCUGACGAGCACCGAGAUCAAGUUCUACAACUGCAGCGUGCACCAGCUGUGUAUCUCCUGCGUAAGAAGCUCUUUCCGCUGCCACUGGUGCAAGUACCGCAACCUCUGUACCCAUGAUCCGAGCAGCUGCUCUUUCCAGGAGGGACGUGUCAACUCCUCUAAGGUAGCGUGGGCUAUCCUAUGCUAAUAUAAACCACUCUGAUAUAUGCUACGCUAACCUGUGUUCUGCUACACCAGGCUAAACUGCACCAAGUUAUGCUACGUCAAGCCGUCGUGUCGUUAGCCUUCCAGCAUUAGCAAGGUAAUACAGUUAAAUGCGUAUAUAAGAAUCAUACACUCAGAUAGUGAGUGGUUUGUGUUUGCGGCUCUUUACUUACUGAACAAAAAAAAUAAAUUACAUUUACGAUGUUCAGUCAUAAUUAUCAGUAAAGAAAAUUUACCAACUAGCAUUGUCGUGGUUAGCUCUGCCUGGGGGGGAAAUUCAGAAACCAGACUACACACAUUCGCAUUUAAUGCUACCGACUAUGGUAAUGAAUAUAAGGAGUUCCUAGUUAUCCAGGUAAUAUACAGACCCCUCCCUACGUAUCCUAAAGUCUGAGACUUGCCUUGACUUUAGAUUUUCUUUGUUUGGCUUUUUUUGUAAGCUUGUGCAGGGUAGAUUUCUUUGAUGGCUGAGAUCGCUAAUUUAUUUGCUGUGAAUCAGACAUUGAAGGGCAGCGUAGAUUUGCUGAAACUGUGGAUCAGGCUUUGGGGACUGGAUCAUGUGCUGGCAAAUUUGUUUCCUCACUGGCUGUGAGCGGAUAAGUAUAACAUUCCUUCCUGGAUGACGGUCUUUAGUGACGGUGUGUGCUGUGUAUGUUCCCACGGUGACCGGUCCUUGUGCCCCCCC
Molecule: messenger RNA, 3336 nt
Organism: Paramormyrops kingsleyae
Lineage: Eukaryota; Metazoa; Chordata; Actinopteri; Osteoglossiformes; Mormyridae
Source: RefSeq, a predicted model, not a curated record